This is a messenger RNA of Psylliodes chrysocephalus, 1759 nucleotides long. The record is from the annotation of a GenBank genome assembly. Lineage: Eukaryota; Metazoa; Arthropoda; Insecta; Coleoptera; Chrysomelidae.
GGAUUACAACGACGAUAUUAGACAAGAACAAAUGUGGGAAAUGCAGGUACUCUCUAGCCAAAAGAACACCAAAAGUGACGAAUCCAACAAUGGAGGUUCACAGAACGAAAUCAGCGAAGACAGAUUAAGCGAAGAAGACGCGACAGAUGCAAAUAAUUCGUUUACUGGUGAUGUGCAAAAUUCAAAGGACGACUCAGAACACCCCGCCAUGAGAGGUAUUCAACCAGGUACAACACCACCUUCAGUACCGACGGACAUCCCAGCACCAAAUAAUGGAGCCCCACAAUCAUUGCCUGCUACUACUGACGCUGCAGGCACUCCGCUUUCUUCGGUGGCUACUACAGCUGCACUAGGUACACGCAAAAGGCCUCUACUGGCAGGGGGGCCUAGGACGUCCAUGACACCCACAAAAAGAACUGUUAUGAGUCUUCUGGCAAGAGCGCGAGCAGCUCAAGCAAAACAACUACCAGGUGUGACAGGAGUGUCUGGAGCCACGACUUUUACCCGAGGAGUUUCCGUUUUUGAUGAGCGAGCCCCAACUCUGUUUCCACUUCUGAGGGAGGAUUAUAUGAGUGCGGUUAAUUUAAAUUUAAUUUAAAUUUAACUUCCAUUUUUUAUAACACAGCUCAAAAAUAUCGUGAUGGUGAAGUGAACUUUUAAUUUUAACAUAAUUUACUGCGAAACUCUGUUAUGUUUAAGCUGAACAGACUAUAUUGUAAAGUUACUUAAGAUUUGUGGUAUUUUGUAUAAAAAAGGGAAAAAUUUUACAAAAAAUAACUAUACAUAUUACAAAAUGCUAUUUUAUAUAUCGUCGAAAAUAUUUUUCGAGUUUCAGUAAUUUAUAAAAUUCGUUUUCAAACAAAUUAUAAAUUGGUAAUUUUACAAUAUAACAUUUUACAACAAAGCUGGAGUUAUAAAUUAUUUUUUCAGUGAUAAUGUUCACAAUAAGGUCACUUCCCGUCUCACUGAGAUUUCCAAAUGUUCAAUAUGUUUAAAUUGCAAGUCAAAAAUGUUUUGCAUAUUACAUAUUACCCGAAAUGCUAGAGAAUAUUAACUAAAUUGCACAAACUCAAAAAUGUUUUGCAUAUUACCUGAAAUGCUAGAGAAUGAGUGCUAAACAUAAUUUAAAUAUCAUAUUGCUAAACAUACCUUAAUACGCAAAACAUUUUUGGGUGUGCUUGCCUAGAGUUCGUUUGCUUUAAGAACGAGCCAAGCACGUCAUCAAUAAUGCCCCGCCUACUGCCGUUAAAUAGGUAGAGCACUGUCAUUACUAUUUUUCUACCAACGGCAAAGAAAAUUCAUAGGCGUACCUACAUUUCGUUUGUUACGAUUUAAGAUUUAAUUUAUUUCUUUUUGCGAAUUGAAGUAUAGUUUACCUAGAUCUAGUUUUUUUUUCAUGUAAAGCUUGUACCUAAAUGUAUUGGUCGAGGUAACAUAGAUUUCUCACUGUGUACUAUAUAGUAUAUAACAUAAUAAUAUUAGAUAAACUUUGUAUAGGCCCUUGCUUUCCUAUAGAUGAGCGUGUCCAAUUAAAAAUUCGAUGAAGUACCUAGUCUGUUCUUAAAGCAAACGAUGUCUACCUAAUACAUUUAAAAAGUAUUGUAUGAUGUAUGUAUUUAUUUUAUGACUAAAAAUUUUGUUUGCUCACUAGACCUAACCGUGACCUGAUUGAAACCAUACCGAAACAUUACAAAUAAUGAGUAUAAGAAUAAUUUCUUGACCGUAGCAGAAUUUUAUAUAAAUAAAAAUUUCCUUGGUU